Messenger RNA from Cyphellophora europaea CBS 101466, 1749 nucleotides. RefSeq lists its product as uncharacterized. The record is from RefSeq and is a predicted model, not a curated record. Bases 1 to 1749 code for a protein of 582 amino acids. Gene Ontology annotation, biological process: polyamine biosynthetic process. Lineage: Eukaryota; Fungi; Ascomycota; Eurotiomycetes; Chaetothyriales; Cyphellophoraceae. The transcript has a single exon.
AUGGCCAGAAAGCAGAGGCAAAGACAGACGCCGGCGAAGCAGGGAGAGGGACCCAACACAGCCAUCAGCGAGACGACUGCUGCCCCAGCACCAACACGAGAGCAAGCAAUCAAGUACCCCAAGACCGCGUUUCAGUACAUCAAGAAUCUCAACGUGCAGCGCGGUUUGCAAUUGGUAGUUGUAGCUGCUAUCUCGUCGACUAUCUCCCAAGCUAACCUCGCUCCCGUCUACGGAUCAAUACCAUCAGCUGUCUACCACAGGUAUGGGUCAAUCGCAAGCAUCUUCCUGGCAUUUGCUGUAAGACGUCGCCUUCCAGCUUGGGUACAACGAAUGGUCCCGACAUGGGCGUUCUGGAUACCGACGAUCCAAUUCGGUUUGACUGGUUUCAGUGCGCAGCUCGGCAGUCCACUGGGUCCCCUGAUAACGGAGAUCUUGACGUACUAUCCUUUGCUUGUGCUAUCAUUCUACGUGGCAUUGGAUCUUUUUCACGAACUGCAAGACCCUGAAGGAAGCCCAUCACCACUAGCAGAUGCCACACCCGCUUGUGUGCUGUUCGCGAUCUUCUCCUUCGUCCAAAGGAGCUCUCGGGACUGGUUUGUUCGAUGGGUCGGAACCAAUAUCCUCUUCACCCGGAUAGGCCUGCAAAUUGGCGCCGGGCUGCUCUAUUGCAUGAUCCUCCCGCACAGCAUGUUCUGGCCAGCAUUUCCGUCGGUUGUGUUCACAUUCCUAGGCAACUCUCACACACCUCUUCUUCGCACAACGGAUGUCUUGAACAACACGCUCUCUCUCUACGAUUAUACGCUCGUUGAGCGACGGGAGUCUUUGUCUGGGUAUAUUUCAGUGUUGGAUUCGAAUAAAGACGGUUUUCGCGUCAUGCGAUGUGACCACUCGCUGCUCGGAGGAGAAUGGCUCAAUCCUCCUCCGCCGAAGAAGGGUGAUCCUCCUCGACUCGUGGCCGAGCCCAUCUAUGCCGUGUUCACCAUGCUGGAGUCGAUCCGCCUUGUUGACCCACCCCCAUCGACGCCCAUGGGAGAACAGAGAGCUCUCAACAUUGGCCUAGGUAUCGGCACCGCCCCAUCAGCACUAAUUCAUCACGGAAUCAAGACCACCAUCCUUGAGCUCGAUCCCGUCGUCCACGAAUUUGCCGUCAAAUACUUCAAUUUGCCGCAUAACCAUUCCUACGCCCAUGGCGAUGCAGCAGCGUGGGUAUAUCGGCGGAAGGAGCAGCGAGCACGACAGUUUGACUACAUCAUCCACGAUGUUUUCACGGGUGGCGCGGAGCCGGUGCCUCUAUUCACAUCAGAUUUUCUGUCCGGUCUGCAUAUGCUGCUUGCAGACGAUGGGGUCAUCGCCAUCAACUAUGCUGGAGAUCUCAGAACACCCAGUGCAUCGCUGAUCUAUCGUACAAUAACAUCAGUUUUCGGAGCAUGUCGUAUCUUUCGCGAAGAGCCGGCACCGAAUAAGGAGAGCGAUGGUGACUUUACGAACAUGGUCUUCUUUUGUCGGAAGCCUUCUACGCAGCCCGUCAAAUUUCGGAAUCCGGUUAAUGCUGAUUUCUUGGGCUCCGGUCUACGCAAAGCGUACAUGUUUCCGCAGCAUGAGAUUGACGCGGAAGAAUUCGUUCGCGAGGGCGAGGUGCUGACUGCGAAGAAUGCAGCGAAGUUGGAAAAGUACCAGACCAGAAGUGCCAUAGGCCAUUGGAAAGUCAUGCGCACUGUUCUGCCGGAUGGAGUGUGGGAGAAUUGGUGA